Puccinia triticina is the source of this 1182-nucleotide messenger RNA. RefSeq lists its product as uncharacterized. The transcript has 4 exons. The coding region runs from base 1 to 1182 and encodes 393 amino acids. NCBI's taxonomy places the organism in Eukaryota, Fungi, Basidiomycota, Pucciniomycetes, Pucciniales, Pucciniaceae. The record is from RefSeq and is a predicted model, not a curated record.
AUGGCUCAGUUCAGCUCUGCAGUUUUGCACUCAAACCUGAACCAGGUCAAUGAGGACUUGAUGUCACAGGUGCUAGAGGGUUACGAAAAUCAUAAUGGAAAUCCGCUAAGCUAUCAUCAUGGCUCCGCAUCCAACUCCCUGCAACCAGUCUUACAAGCUCCGAUUCACAAUGCUAUCAGCAACUCCAACGGGGACAGUAGUGAUCGCGAGGAAGACUUGAUGUCACAGCUGCUCGAGGUUUACACAAACCGCAAUGAGGGGAAUGCGCAACAUCUUCCUCAUGACGCCGCUUUCAACUCGCCAGUGCAACCAGUCCUACGAAGUAUGCAAUACCACAGGCAGGUACACUAUAAUAAUCGCCAUACCACAACCAAGAAGAACGCCGCAACGGGCCAGGCCGCACAACCAGCAGAAGGACAAAAUGGAAUUCCUGUGAUGGAACAGUCAGGGUUUUUGAUGAACUCGCCCAAAGAGCAACUCGAACUAGAGUCUUAUCUUCGCACCAGUAUGGUUUCGCAAUACCUGCUACAGCUCACAAACAAAUUUCGGGUAGAGAUUGAAAAACACUUUGGAGACCACAAGCUCGGCGUGAAUAUUUCCCCACGUCUACUUUCACCUUCAACGUUCGACGGUAGUGCAGCAGCCAUUUUGGAAGAACAUGAAGCUUUGAUUUUGAAUGCUUUCACCGAACAAAAGUGCGAGCCUCCUUCCAGCAAGAAACAAAUUAUGAUUGGCCUUCCGGUUUCACUCGAAUCAGAACCGGUCGAUCAUCAAGGCCCACAGAGACGAUUCACUGUUAAAAUCACGCGUACCAAUCUUGAAAUCAAGCCGAUUGGCAAUGCGCACAAGGCUUUUUCUGAGUGGCUCGCUGAGGUCAUACUGCAGCCACGAGGUGAAUAUUAUCCCCUCGUUGGAACAUUUGAGAAAUCUCCUAGCAAUCAGAUAACUUCGGAAUUCAAUUUCGACCUAAUCCAAAAAGAAAUAAUCAGUUACAUCGCCCUGCAGGAGUCAAGUUGCUUGGUUUUUCGUCUUGCACUCACCCUCAUCGGUAGUUGGUAUAAAAAUCACAAUCGUGACAAAGAUUAUUUGACUAGUUACUUCCAAACUGACAAACAAUACUGGAAGAUUAUGAUUGACUAUCUGUCCAAGGCUCUGACACCAACAGCCAAUCUGGAGAGGUGA